This is a messenger RNA of Solanum verrucosum, 669 nucleotides long. Its product is annotated as 60S ribosomal protein L26-1-like. The transcript has a single exon. The coding region runs from base 57 to 497 and encodes 146 amino acids. Gene Ontology annotation, molecular function: RNA binding; structural constituent of ribosome. Lineage: Eukaryota; Viridiplantae; Streptophyta; Magnoliopsida; Solanales; Solanaceae. Gene Ontology annotation, cellular component: cytosolic large ribosomal subunit; ribosome. The record is from RefSeq and is a predicted model, not a curated record. Gene Ontology annotation, biological process: ribosomal large subunit biogenesis; cytoplasmic translation.
CUUCAUCAGCCGCAUUUACAGAGAAAAAGUGUGUGUGAGAAUCCGUUUCUGCAACAAUGAAGUACAAUCCAAGAGUUUCCUCCUCUCGCCGUAAGAGCAGAAAGGCCCAUUUCACUGCUCCAUCAAGCGUUCGCAGGGUGUUGAUGAGCGCACCCCUUUCAUCUGAGUUACGUACCAAGUACAACGUCAGAUCUAUCCCGGUGAGAAAAGACGAUGAAGUUCAAGUAGUAAGAGGAACCUACAAGGGCCGUGAAGGAAAAGUUAUGCAAGUGUACCGUAAGAAAUGGGUGAUUCACAUUGAGCGUAUAACGAGAGAGAAGGUUAAUGGAUCUACUGUUAAUGUUGGUAUUAAUCCAUCUAAGGUUGUUGUUACCAAACUCAGACUCGAUAAGGAUCGUAAGUCUUUGUUGGAUCGUAAGGCUAAGGGACGUGCUGCUGCUGAUAAGGAUAAGGGUACAAAGUUCACUGCUGAGGAGGUCAUGCAGACUAUUGAUUAGAUUUAAAGUCAUCUUUCUUCUAUCUCUGCUGAAGAGAGGUUAUAUCAGUACGUUUUUGGUUUAUUAGGGUUUUUGAGAUCUCUGAAUUUUUGGGUUUAUUUAAUGUUAAUUGAAUGUUGCUGAAAGUUGUUAAUUUUGGGUUGAUCAAUAUAACUCAAGUUAAAGAUUUUAA